Messenger RNA from Falco peregrinus (peregrine falcon), 600 nucleotides. It is a transcript of the gene MAL, whose product is annotated as mal, T cell differentiation protein. The transcript has 4 exons. Gene Ontology annotation, biological process: myelination. The record is from RefSeq and is a predicted model, not a curated record. NCBI's taxonomy places the organism in Eukaryota, Metazoa, Chordata, Aves, Falconiformes, Falconidae. Gene Ontology annotation, molecular function: structural constituent of myelin sheath. Gene Ontology annotation, cellular component: membrane. Bases 69 to 536 code for a protein of 155 amino acids.
UGCAUUCGGCAGCUAACUCCAGCAGCUAGAGCCAGAGUGGCUGCUAGUCACCGUGGGAGAGGCUUGCAAUGUCUGGGGCAACUUCCACCACCUCUUUGCCCAGCGGUCUGGCUGUUCUGACGACUUUCCCAGAUGUGCUCUUCAUUCCUGAAAUUAUCUUUGGGGGCCUUGUCUGGAUCCUGGUGGCAUCCUCAAGGGUCCCAGACGCCAUCCUGCAAGGCUGGGUGAUGUUUGUCUCUGUGUUCUGCUUUGUCAUGACUGUCAGCCUGCUGUGCCUCUACAUCUUCGGGGUGCAUGGGGGCAAGAGCUUCUGGGUCACCUUGGAUGUCAUCUGCCACGAGACAGCAGCUCUGUUCUACCUCAGUGCUGCCGUGUUGGAAGCCUACUUCACCUACAGCAUCCGCUUGCUGGCUGUCUUCCCUCCGGAAGCGAUCAUGUACCGUGAGAACAUCGCUGCUGCGGUAUUUGCAUUCUUAGCUACCCUGGUGUACGUGAUCCACAAGGUGUCCUCGCUCCUGCGAUGGAAAGCAUCCUAAGAGCCUCCCCGGCAAGUGUGGCUUGUGGUCACCCCAUGAACAUGAAAGCUGUUCAACGACUGCA